Messenger RNA from Aplosporella prunicola CBS 121167, 960 nucleotides. RefSeq lists its product as uncharacterized. The annotation marks the transcript as partial. Gene Ontology annotation, biological process: mitochondrial proton-transporting ATP synthase complex assembly. Gene Ontology annotation, cellular component: mitochondrial inner membrane. The record is from RefSeq and is a predicted model, not a curated record. NCBI's taxonomy places the organism in Eukaryota, Fungi, Ascomycota, Dothideomycetes, Botryosphaeriales, Aplosporellaceae. The transcript has 2 exons.
AUGCUUCCGCUCCGCACGCGCAGCAUCCUGCGCCAGCCCCUGCGCACCCUCCCGACGCUAUGCCGCGCGUGCCAGCAGCGCGCGCUGCAAACGACUGCGCGCCUACGCGCCGCCGCGCCCAACGACCCGCGUCCCGAGGGCGGUGACGCAAACGCGAAGCCGCGCGAGGCGUCGGUCGGCCAGGGCCUCGCGAGCUACAAGGCGCCGAGCAAAGCGGAGGGCUUCACGCCGCAGGUGCUGGGGCGGCCGAUUGGGUUCCACAGGCCGCCGGUGCCGGGCGACUACAGCGGGCGGGAUGAGCGCAGCGUGCGGCAGCGGCGCGACGACUUUGUCGACUGGGACAAACACAUUCAGCGGCGGAAGGAGCUGACCAAGCAGGUCAGCAAGCCUUACUUCCGCGACUUCACCAACAUGCAGUACCACUCGGGCAAGUCGUUUCUGGCGAACCCGCUCGUGUUCCGCCGCGACCGCGCGCUCUUCUUCCCCAACUUCGUCGGCACGACGCUGGCGUCGCCAAAGCAGGAACGCGACACGACGCUCGUGCUGCUGGACCGCGUCUCCGUCGUGUCUGUCUACAGCUCGCAAUGGGGCCUUGAGCAGGCCAAGACGUUCAUCGACAACUCGGCCAAUCCGGGCCUGCACGAGGUGCUUGACAAGCACCGCGAUGCUGCGCAGCUCGUUGAACUCAACCUCGAGGAUAAUGCUUUGAAGGCUAUGAUUGUCAAGUUCUUCCAGGGCAGGCUGAAGGCUGAGAGGAGGGAGGAGGAUUGGGACAAGUAUUUCCUCAUCAGGCGAGGCAUCACGGAUGAGCUUCGCGAAAACAUAGGUCUGAUGAACAGCAAGGUCGGGUACACUUUCUUGGUGGAUGGACAAUGCAGGAUUCGCUGGGCAGCAAGCGGAAACGCCGAGGGAGAGGAGAAGGAGUGGCUGAACAAGGGACUGAAGAUGCUGGUCAACGAG